This is a messenger RNA of Striga hermonthica, 966 nucleotides long. The record is from the annotation of a GenBank genome assembly. NCBI's taxonomy places the organism in Eukaryota, Viridiplantae, Streptophyta, Magnoliopsida, Lamiales, Orobanchaceae.
AUGACGAACCAGAAUGUGGUGGUGGCCGACGGCAUCAACGUGGCCAUAGCGGUGGCAGUCGGCGGCUCCUCCCUCUUCACGACGUCGGCCCAGAAGCCCCCGCCGGCGCCGGGCACAAACUACAUCACCAUCUCGAAGAAGAAGCUCCUCCAGAACCUGGACAUCGGCGGCGGCGGUGGAGCCGCCCGGAUCAACGCGUGGGUGGACGCCAUGAGAGCCUCCUCGCCGACGCACAUGAAGUCGUCGUCGGCCGUCUCCGACGAGAAUCAGAGUUCUUGGGAUAUGCAACAGCCAUCAGCACUAGACAUGUUUGAUGAAAUAGCAAAAGCUUCAAAGGGGAAGCAAAUAGUAAUGUUCCUUGAUUAUGAUGGCACCCUCUCUCCUAUAGUGGAUGACCCUGAUCGCGCUUUUAUGUCUCAGCCGAUGAGAGCAACUGUGAGGAAACUUGCUAGAUAUUUUCCCACUGCCAUAGUUAGCGGGAGAUGUAGAGACAAGGUGUACAAUUUUGUGCGUUUGGCAGAGCUAUAUUAUGCUGGGAGCCAUGGUAUGGAUAUAAAAGGCCCAUCAAAAGGUUUCAAGCACAACAAAGGUGCUCAAGCUGUUCUUUUCCAACCUGCUAGAGAUUUCCUUCCUAUAAUCGACGAGGUUUACAAAUCACUGUUGGAGGUGACAAAGGACACCCCAGGCGCUAGGGUGGAAAAUAACAAAUUUUGUCUCUCUGUGCACUUCCGUUGUGUUGAUGAGAAGAGAUGGAUCGAACUAGCUAAGAAAGUUGAAUCAGUAAUUCAAGGUUACCCAGACCUCCGAUUGACAGAAGGAAGAAAGGUGUUUGAAAUACGCCCCACCAUUAAGUGGGACAAAGGCAAGGCUCUUGAGUUUCUUUUGGAAUCACUUGGCUAUGCCAACUGCACCGAUGUUUUUCCGGUCUACAUUGGAGAUGAUCGAACGGACGAAGAUGCAUUCAAG